Molecule: messenger RNA, 973 nt
Organism: Nymphalis io (European peacock)
Lineage: Eukaryota; Metazoa; Arthropoda; Insecta; Lepidoptera; Nymphalidae
Exons: 3
Coding region: 184-927 (247 amino acids)
Source: RefSeq, a predicted model, not a curated record
GAGCGAGUGUGCUGCUUCAUUUCGGAGCCCGCCCACGUGUUCGAUGCACUUCUCUACUAAAUCCGACGGUUAAUCUGCGCGACACCUCCUGUAGUGUAUAGUCGCCUAGUAUUCCCGGUUCUGUUUAUCCGAAUUCUUAUCCGAUUUUGUCCGGAUUAUAAAAAAAGCCAACCAACUUUCGCAAUGGAUUGUUUAGGUUUUCGUAUUUUUUUUUUCGCGCUUAUUUUAGGAUGUAUACAAUGUUUCGGCCAAAGUAACUAUUAUUUUGAAAAUGAUAAAUACUGUGAUGACCUAUCUCCAUACGUCGGUGACAUAAAUUUGGAGCAAAUUUCGGGUAUUUGGUAUGGGGUUGAAAAAAUACCUCACACAAAGGGGGAAUAUAGAAUAGAACAUACUAAUGAGUGCUUCUAUAUUGACAUCAGAGAACUUCAUAUACAGCCGACUCCUCCAACACCAUAUCCGCCUAUGACAAAUUCUCCUUACGUAAACCGUGCCUAUGGUCUCCCUGAGCAGUACAGGAUACGGCAUUUCGUUUUGGAAUGGCACGAAGGACACUAUCAGGAUGACUAUCACAUUAAAGUCAAUACUUCUCAUAAAGGAUUUUGGCCUACUGACGUCCCUUAUGAAUCCGUCGACAAAAUGUAUCGUUUCUUUGGAGGUGUCAUCCAAGUGCUGAAGGUCUCAAAUAACCAUCUAGUCCUAAACUUUUGCAUGAGGCUGCCUCACUCUCAACUCUACAGCGUCGUUUUAGCGAGAAACGACAAUCAACUUACUCCUGAAGAUUUAGCUAGUAUACAUAACAUAUUUUCUAUGAAAAACCUGUCUACUUCUUCUUUGAAACGUGUGUGUGAAAAUUCUGCUAUUAAUUUAAAACUAUCUAGUGUUCUGCUUUUGCUUAUUGGGUUUUUCAUAUGGAAGAACCUUUAGUAUUCAAAAUUAAAAUCGUUCAAGUUUUAACAAAACGUAUAACAAU